UGGCCGGGCCGGGCCGGGCGAUAUGUCGGCGCCGCCGGCCGUGCAGAUCCGCGAGGCCAACGCGCACCUGGCGGCGCUGCACGGGCGCGUGGCGGAGCUGGAGCGGCGGCUGGGCGCGGCCGAGCGCACGGUGCGCGGCCAGGCGCAGAGUCUCAUCCGCAAGGACGGCGAGCUGCGCGCGGCGCUGCGGGAGCUGGCGGCUGCCAAGGACAGAGAAAUUACUGCUCUGCAGCAGAAGCUGCUCUCAUCUGAGGAGACAAUUCAGAAGCUGUUGAAUGUCAUCCAGAAAAAAGAUGACUUAAUUGUACAGCUGAAGCACAGGAGUCAUCUUCUGACUAAAAUCUGCAGAAACCGACCCAUCCUGGACAGUCUUCUGUCUUACAUGGCAGAAGGGGAACAGUUAAGUACCUUUCCAGUGACCCAAAGUGAUUCCAGUUCUCCAGUUCAUGAUGAGUUCCAGGAGUCAAACUGCAUCACCAACCAGAUAUCAAAGAACAAAGACUUCUCUCUCAGUGAAGAUGACCUGGAAGAUCAGGAAUUGGAUACAAGCCAGGUUGGGACGACAGUGUGAACUGAGUGUGGAACAUGUCGUUUAUUACAAAUACUCCAGUUCUGAUUUUCAAACUUCCUUCUGUUUUUAAUCUUGUCCUGAAAGAACUGGGUUCAGAUGGGAGUCUGUCCCCCACCCCCGCAGUUCUUGCAAGUAUAGAAAAGGCUACCUCCUUCAUUGAGGACUCAGGAAAGUGGCUACUUGAGUGGAUACUAACCCUUGUUGA
Mauremys reevesii (Reeves's turtle) is the source of this 776-nucleotide messenger RNA. It is a transcript of the gene VMAC, whose product is annotated as vimentin type intermediate filament associated coiled-coil protein. The transcript is spliced from 2 exons. Bases 23 to 571 code for a protein of 182 amino acids. Lineage: Eukaryota; Metazoa; Chordata; Testudines; Geoemydidae. The record is from RefSeq and is a predicted model, not a curated record.